AUGCGACUUGCUUUAGUUGCUUCCAUUAUUCUUGCUUCAACUAUAAUACGCAAAACAAAAGAACAACAGAGACACAAAUCGAUCCAUUCUUCAAGAGGACAUGUCUUCCCUCCUAAAAACUCAAAAGUCGAAAGGGCAAUACGAAAGAUCAUCAAAAAUGGCUUCCUAUGGAGGGACAACACAAAAGUGGCUUGUUUUCGAUGUCACCAUUGCAAAAGCACCCUCAAGUUAAGUAAUUACAGCUCUUUUGAAGGAGUAUUAUACUGUCAACCUCAUUUCGAUCAGCUCUUCAAAUUGACUGGCAGUUUGGAUAAGAGUUUUGAAGGUACCCCUAAAACUGUUAGAGUUGAUAGAUCUUCUGAUCAGGGGCAAUCUAACAGUAAAGUAUCGAGUAUGUUUGGUGGAACACAAGACAAAUGUGUUUCUUGCAAGAAAACCGUCUACCCAAUUGAAAAGGUGGGUGUUGAUGGAAAUGCAUACCACAAGGCAUGUUUCAAGUGUAGCUAUGGAGGGUGUCAUAUAAGUCCAUCAAACUACGUGGCUCAUGAGCAUCAGCUUUAUUGCAAGCAUCACCAUGCACAGCUUUUCAUGGCGAAGGGAAAUUUCAGUCAAUUUGACAAGCAACAUGAACCAAAUCAUGGAGUGCCCAAUGGGGUGACUGAGAACACAACCGAAGUUUGA
Lactuca saligna is the source of this 681-nucleotide messenger RNA. Lineage: Eukaryota; Viridiplantae; Streptophyta; Magnoliopsida; Asterales; Asteraceae. The record is from the annotation of a GenBank genome assembly.